AUGUCCGCCAACGAAAAGCCAAAAGGUCUAUCAUUCCGACCGAAAAACAUACGCACGCCUAAGGACGUUCGGGACCAACGAGCUCUUGAGGCACAGGAGCGUGAAGAGGAAGACUACUGGUGGAAGUACCACGGAAUUGCACCCAAAGACCAAGAUCGAACGCGCCAUAAUUUAAGUACGCGGCCUAGCUUCUCACAUAUCUCGACCCAGCGAGCUCUCAAACGCCGCCAAAGGUACCAGAAACUGCUUCAGCGACGAGUUCAGCAAGAACGUCGGCAGCAAGAUCAGCAACUUGAGCUGCCUUCAUUUUGUCAGCAGCCAAAUCAGCAACGCGAUCAACAAAAAGAUCAGCAGCAGGAUGAACAAUACGAUCAACAAAAAGAUCAACAGCAAAGCCAGCAAUUCAAGCUGCCUUCAUUUUGUCAGCAGCCACAGCCAGAUGGUGCCUUGCAGCCGCCAUACUUUGAGUAUCGCUGCCCUGGGAAACGAGAGUUCAAUGAGCAAGUCCACCAAUCCUUCUGCCAGGCUCAGCGCCUAACUGUCCCGGUUUUCAAGGAUAUAAUCAUAUCACUCCUUGGCAAAAUGGCAAAUGAUGAGUUUGAGGAGCUGAAGUCGAUAAACUUUCCGAAAAUAAUUAGCGAAUGGGGCUCCCUCGAUGAAAUUGCAGAGAUUGCAAUAGCCCAGAUUCUCCCUCAGUUUCUAGAGUUACAGGGAAAACCGCUAACAGCCGAAAUUAUUCGCGAGAUACAUCAAAAGCAAUUCGAGGACCCUAGUAUCUGGACAGAGACAGAUAUAGGUGGAUAUGUUCUUAUCGGGCUAGACGAUCGGGAUGAACGUUAUAUACGAUACUAUGUUGGACAGUCGUUCAAGUUAUCCACCCGAUUAUCUCAUCUUCGAGAUUAUUCCGAAAUCAGAAAAUUAACUGAUGUCUUCGGUAUUGUUGCAACAUUAACAGCACAAGAUAUCUACCAUAACUUCUGGGUUAGUAAAUCUUCAACAGCCUUCAUUAUUUCUCAUCGCAUACUUCUAGAAGGUAAAUAUGAGGAUCCAUGGACUCCCAGCACACUGCCGACACCAGUUGCUGACUGGCUCUACCAUAUCGGCUUCCAAACCCAAGAUGACCUUUCAAGUUUGAUGGAAGCUGCUGGUGGAAACCUAGAGGAUGGAGUACAAUUAGUACGAGUUGCCCUAUCCCAAGAGGUACCCCGCAGGCGAUACCCCCAGAAUAAGCCCAAUCGAGGAUCACUUGGUCCAAAGUUUCCGGAGUCUUAUCCAAAAGUUAAACAGUUACUCGAGAAUCUUCGAGAGAAACGAUCGCUAUUCUGGAAAAGAUUCAAGGAGUUGAAAGCUAGUGCUUUUAAUGAUGAGCGCAGGUCUGAAGGGACCUCGAAUAAAACCUGUUCCCUCACAAAUGAUGAGGAAGAUGACGAAAAGAUCUCAAAGCUAGCCCAUUACCUCCCAAAUGGUGAUGGUACUGAGACGGAGGAAACUAUUACUCUGGGCGAGAAAAUGAAGGAACUCAUCCUGGAGGAUGAUGACCAAGACAGCGAUCUCGACAGUGAGGAUGAUGACCAAGGCAACGAUUCUGACAGCCUAGGGAUGAUGGUUGUAAAGGCCCCUCUCGAAAGAAACUCCAAGAUUUCUUGA
Messenger RNA from Clonostachys byssicola, 1647 nucleotides. NCBI's taxonomy places the organism in Eukaryota, Fungi, Ascomycota, Sordariomycetes, Hypocreales, Bionectriaceae. The record is from the annotation of a GenBank genome assembly.